Messenger RNA from Callithrix jacchus (white-tufted-ear marmoset), 3187 nucleotides. RefSeq names its product PDCD10 and GCKIII kinases associated 1 (gene PGCKA1). The record is from RefSeq and is a predicted model, not a curated record. NCBI's taxonomy places the organism in Eukaryota, Metazoa, Chordata, Mammalia, Primates, Cebidae.
CAUUCAGACAGUAAAACUUCUACAAGUGGGUUCCUGUGUUCUUUUGGAAUGUCCCUGUCAUUCUUCAAUGCUAUCACUAUUUAAAGGCAGCUCUUUCCAGAUGGACUGAGUCUAUUCCACAUGGCUUUGACUUCUGAAUGAAUACUCAGUCAAUUUCUCUGCCUGGUUAGGAAACUCCUGGGCUCCCCCAGACUUCCCCCUUCCCCCACUUCCAUUGCUACCCUCCUGGCAUGAAGGCUUCACCAAUGACUGACAUGACAUUCGCAUGGCCUUCAAAUACCAGACAGAGUCAGGCCCCCGGGGCUGCAGGAGCAGGCCGUGGCAGCAAUGGGGGGACUCAGCCAUCCUCAUGGUGUUUGUUUUUCCCCUGUGUAAACCGAGCAGUGGUUGUGAAGGAUUUGCCCUUUGCUUGCCUGUUGCUUUUUUAUACACCAAAGAGAAAGCAAAUUUUGAUUUUGUUCCGUAAUAAAGGGCACCCAACAACUGAAUUCUUACCUUUAAGCUAGCUGUCGCCAAAAGGGACAAGGAAGAGAGCUGGUAGACUGUUCCUUUUGAACCCACUCUUACAUCAAAAGAGCGUAUUUUUUUCCUUGCCGUGUAUCACCUGGCAGACCUCGACGGCGUCCUUGUUGUCCCUGGACUUAGGAGAAGUCCUUGCUAAAAGCAAGAUGUAGAAGUGGGAGUGACCUAUGAAAAAAGAAAUGAGUUAAAUUUGAUAUGACACAUCAUAUAAGGAAGAAUAAUUGUUGGCACAAGCAUGCAGAGGUUGGGUGUAAGUACGUUAGUCCCCACCCUCUUCGUCAGCAGUCACACAGCCUUGGACAUUAGAGCCCUGUCCGUCUGAUCUAGAGAAGGAAUGUUGCUGGGGAAGGGAAACCCAGGGCGAGGUGAGAGAGGACAGAACCUCUAACCAGGAAGAAGCUGUCCCUGCCAAGCUCCAGAGAGGCGCAGAAGCAUGGCCCUCAGGUGGUAACAGAAAGCAAUCCAGAUGGGGUGCAGGUGCUGUAAAAUAAUACAAAGCUAUCUCUUUGAUCCAGUUCAAGUGCCCUCUCCCGGCUAUGUCAAUGAAGUCAACAGCUGCAAGCUAGAUGAAGAUGACACUGUUAAAUUAAAAGGCAAGUGGGGCGGUGAAGUCCUGGUGCAGAAAAAUGAGCCUCAGAGGCAGGGCUCAAAGAAGACUGAUAGCAACAGCAGGACAGCUGAUCCACGGGAGCCCUGCUGGCCUCACCAAGGUCCGCUCCCGCAGGGAGAUGCUGGAGGGGACCACCAUGCCUGCGGUGUCAACGGCAUUGGCCCUGCUGCCGCCCCACAGCCCACUGGGAAUCCCAGUCCCUCCCAGGAUGACAGGGGCUCCUGGGCCAGUACUGCAAAUACUAUUCCCCCAACUCAACCCUUCCUGGAAGGAGGGGGCACUCAGAAGCAGGACUGUGUGCUGCUGGCCUCAGAAGAGACCCAGGUCAUGAGAAACGGAGGCUCCAGAGCGCCUUCUGAUGUGGAAAGUUGUGCCUUGGAAGUACAGGAGCAUGUCUUCCAGAUACCAGCCCCAGAUUACCCUCAGCAUUGGGGCUCAGCUGGAGGCAACAUUGAUCAUAGUGAAAAGAACCAUGUUUCCGAGAACCAUACUGAGGAGGAGUCCCUAGAGGGAAUUCAGCCCACAGUAGGGGAGCAUGGUUUGAAUACACCCUUCUCUGUGAGGAGAAGCUGGAACUCAUUGAAUGAGGGUGUGAAAACAGAAGUUCUAAGCAUCUGCUUUAGUGUGAAGGGUCCCGCUCAUGUCAUGCCUGUGGUUGACUCGGGAAAUAGGCAGGAGGAUGCACAUGGCUCCAACGGAGACGGGGACAGGGAGAUUGUGGACGUGGAUGCAGCAGUGGCAGAGGCCCUGGCGGCUUUAGAAGCUGCUACUGCAGGAGAAGAUUUGGAUGAGGCUGAUUAGGGAAGGGGAUUUGCACAGGGAGGUAAGCAGUGUCAUGCUGAGCACGUGGAUGCAUUUGCUCCCCAGAGGCAGAGCAGGUGAUUACGCCAGCAUCCGCCAGGGCAGCCUUACAGUUGUUUACAUCCGGCACCUGUUCUGAUUGCCAGCAUCUGUCCCACACUGCUUGUCACGUAUCUGGAGUUUCACUCUGUAUAGGUGAGCUGUGGGUCAUUGUGCCCAUAUCCACAGAAAAGGCAGAAAUUGAACAGCCUGCUUGACAACCCUCAAACGUCUCUGAGCACCUGGUACAGAUGUUUAUGGGAAUACGCUAAGAUCUCAACCCUUGAUCCCAAAGGCACACAAUCACAGAGCAUUCCUUUUGACUGUAAAUUGUUUCCCUUGUUUUUGAGAGCCAAACACUGUACCCAACCCAGAAAAGGUAACUACUCCACUUAAAGUGCCUCAUGUGUCCCCAGAGCAUGGCUUAACUAGAGGGACAAUCAGCAGGGAACUAAUAACCAACCAGUUGUUCCACAGUGGGUUAAGCUCAGCCGUUUUCACAGUAGAGCAGAAGUCCCCAGGAAACAAGGGUUAGUCAUUAGCUGAGAUGUGAUUUUAAAACACCUUGACCUUAACUUUUUUACAUUAUUCCUUUUAAAUCUCCUUUGGGAUCGGGGACCCUGGCCAAAACGAGUCUUAAGACUGCUUGUCUCAUAUUUGGAUUUUAAGUUCAUGACUUUCAGAACAGCAAAGCCAUCUAUGGAAUGUUUUUAUGCCAUUCAAUGUCUGAUUCUAAUUAAAAUGUAACAACGUAUGUGUCUUUCUGUCUUAACUUGAAGGUGGUUCUAAUUUUCUCAGACUGUCAGUGACCCUGGGUGUUACUUCCAAUGUGAAGAGCUAAGCUAGGCACAGUGGCUCACGUCUGUAAUCCCAGCACUUUGGAAGGCUGAGGUGAGAGGAUUGCCAAGGCCAGGAAUUCAAGGCCAACCUGGGCAACUUAGUGAGACUUCAUCUCUUAAAAAAAUAAAAAAAUAAAGAGCUAGACUACAAAAUUAUACAAGGAAGGGGGCUUUGGCUUUCUCUCCCUCAAGUUAAACUUUAUGCUGUAACUAAAUGUCCUGAUGUUAUCUUAAAGAGCAAAAAGGCCUUUCUGGAUUUCAGCCUUCUGAUUCCUAGAAACAAAGACAACCGUUCUGACUUAAUUCGAUGGAGAAUGUAAAGGCAUUAAGGAUGCUCAAAACUAUCCAAAAAACAAUAAACAUGGAAGAUGCUUUA